This is a messenger RNA of Mycetomoellerius zeteki, 1383 nucleotides long. RefSeq lists its product as uncharacterized. The transcript is spliced from 3 exons. The coding region runs from base 1 to 1383 and encodes 460 amino acids. NCBI's taxonomy places the organism in Eukaryota, Metazoa, Arthropoda, Insecta, Hymenoptera, Formicidae. The record is from RefSeq and is a predicted model, not a curated record.
AUGUUCGCAUUUGUCAGUACUAAUAAUACACUCGUUAAACUCAAUAUAGAAGACAUUUUAGCCAUUCAACAACUCUAUGGAAGUAAAAAUAUAAGACCAAUAACAACUAUUACAAAACCACCAACCAAAAGUACGACGACGACAACGACGACAACGACGAAUAAACCCGACUACGUAGAUCUUUGUAAUUUACAAUAUGUGGAUACCGUGUUGGUACUACAUCAUCAAAUAUUCAUCACGUAUCAAUGCUACGUAUGGUCAAUAAAUAUAAACAAUAAAAAAUACGACGGACCAUUCGUACUAAAUAGCUACAUGAAUUCCCUUCCAAAAAAUUUCACCUUAUCCGCCGCAUAUCAAAGGUCCUCGGGUGAAAUAGUACUGUUCGUAAAUAAUAUGGUUUACAUGGUCGAUUAUACCAGUUUCAAAUUAAAAGACGAUUGGCCAAAACAUCUCUCGAGUCUAGCAUUUCCCACGAACGCUUUGAUUAAUAUCGUAAUAAAUACCAACAGAGGACAAACCUAUGCAAUCUUCGAUGAUCAUGAUGUGGCGCAGGUAGACGAAUGUAGCAUGAGUAUUCGUGCGUGUCACACGUUACAAUUAGUAUUCCCAGGAAUACCGCCAGCUCUGACCUUGGCCUUUCGACACAUCGACGGUAAUAGACAUCAAAUCGCACGUCAUCCUAUCGUUCGCAUUCUCGAAAGAAGAUAUCCGUUAACUGUGACUGGCUACAAAUACUUGAACAUCGGUAUCAAUGUCAAAUUCCCUUCUUACGUAAACAUCAUUUUGGGAGAUUGUCACAGCAAAGAGGUUCCACUUUCAUUCCAUUUUCCCGACAUCUGGAAAGAGCUUUUCAAACAAAAACGGGUCAUAUUGUCCCUUCUGCAGUAUGAUGAGAAUAAAGGGAUACGUGCGCCGUCCCCAAUGUAUAUUGGAAAUCUAACGUUACGCUACGGACGAAUCAACAAUCUACCAAUACUGCGUCUAGAAACAAGUACAGCUCGUCUAUCCAUGUCGAAAAGCACCGUGCUCAAUAUGUUUAAUCUCGAACACUGUGUAAAUAGUCUCAUUUCCUCCUUAACUGCAAUAGUCGACCAAAAAUUCUCACGAUUUCUCGAUAUCGCGUCCACUGUCACGGAAUCUGCGAACAUGCUGAAAACGAUUUAUGAUGACAAAUCCUUCGACCGCAACGAUAUCAUCGAAUGCGAGUUGAUCGCUCUGGUCUUCGGAGAGAAGAUAUGUGGCGAGGCAAUAUUACGAUUAAAGGUUUUAUCAACCACGAGCACCGUCGUUUUACACGCGCUGAAAGGCGGUGGUUCUACGAGGAGAUGGUAUACCGAAUGUGACAAGAUGGAAAAAUGCACCUUAAAGAAUUAUUCGGGAUGA